GGUUUGUUGUUUCAGCUGAAACAUGCUUGGGAAGGCUGAGAAGUGGGGUUGUCUAAUGUUGGUGGUUUCUGGUUUUUUUAUUGCAGCUUUUUAGUUGGAUGCAAAAUAAGAUCAAUGGGAAGCAAGGAAACAAGAAACCAAAUACAGUUCCUACUACAACCCAUUCUGCGAAACAAGAGCCACGCGAAGAAUUCAGUGACUGGCCUCAUGGAUUACUAGCAAUUGGAACUUUUGGAAACAAUGAAUUGAAAGAAAAAAAUGAUGCUCAAAGCCAAGAUAUUCAGGAAGAUCCGUCUUCAUCCGAAGAAAUCCUAGAUAAUUUCACACCAGAGGAAGUAGGUAAAUUGCAAAAAGAGUUGAUGAAACUCUUAACGCGAAAACCAGACAUAGAAAAGCAAAUCGCAGAUCUUCCGUUGGACAGAUUUCUAAAUUGCCCAUCGAGCUUGGAGGUUGAUCGGAGAACCAGCAACGCCCUUUGCUCCGAUUCAUCAGAUGAUCACAAGGAUGAAGAUAUUGAGAAAACUAUUAGUGUCAUACUUGGUAGAUGCAAAGACAUUUGUGCAGACAAUAAGAAGGCAAUUGGGAAGAAAUCAAUUUCUUUUCUUCUUAAGAAGAUGUUCGUUUGUAGCAGUGGAUUUGCACCAGCACCAAGUUUGAGACAUACACUUCAAGAGUCGAGAAUGGAGAAGCUUCUUAGGGUAAUGCUUAACAAGAACAUCAUCAAUCCACAAGGUGCUUCUCGAGCAUCAUCAAUGAAGAAAUACCUCGAGGACAGACAGAAUCCAACAAAGAAGGGACAUAACAAUGAAGAUGAUACAAAAGAGAAGAUUAAUGAUGGAUGUAAAUGGGUCAAGACAGAUUCUGAAUAUAUAGUACUAGAAAUUUGAGGUGCCUAUGUUUACUACCAUUCUUAUUAGUUAUUACAUGCUUCAUAAAUUAUGAAAUCAAAUACUCGAAAUUUCAGAGAGGCAACAACGAAUCAUCAAUAAGUUCAUCCGCAGUGGCUUCAAAGAUGAUCAGAAAAAAAAUGCAUAUAUGUAUGACUGGACGGCUUUUCUAUUUUGGUGUCGGUGUUGAUUCCCUUUUUUUCAUGGUUGCAUCAGUGGAAACAGAAUGCAAUACCAUGUUUUGAAGUUACAAAGGGACAAAGGGAUUUUCUGUAGUCUCUGCUAGCAAAUUAAGCUAGACAAUCUCUACAUUUUUCAUCCUAUUUUCUACACAUUUUUCUCUGUCUUUUCUUUUCUUUUUUUGGCUGAAUUGCUAUCUUUGUAAUAUAA
Messenger RNA from Pyrus x bretschneideri (Chinese white pear), 1277 nucleotides. Its product is annotated as protein DEEPER ROOTING 1. The transcript has 5 exons. The record is from RefSeq and is a predicted model, not a curated record. Bases 99 to 887 code for a protein of 262 amino acids. Gene Ontology annotation, biological process: gravitropism; regulation of growth. NCBI's taxonomy places the organism in Eukaryota, Viridiplantae, Streptophyta, Magnoliopsida, Rosales, Rosaceae.